AUGGUGUCGUUCGCUUUCUUAAGCGGCCAUUUGCCGACGGCGGAGGAGGCCGAGAGCUUCGAGGCCCUGGAGCUCCACCAGGAGUUCGAGAAGAAGAACUCGUCCAAAUGGUACAACGACAAAGGAGCUGGUGUGUCAUGGAGCAGCUCCAUGGGCUGGAAGAUCUUGGGUGCCGAAGGUGCAAGGGGGUUAUAUGCACGGUUUAGGGCACCCAUUCUGUUUCAUCAUCUGGCAGGACAAAUCAUGUGGGUGCACCCCAACAAGAAGAGCUCCACCGUGCCGACGAGCGGAUGGAAGUUCUGGGACGGCACGGCAGCCACGAUCUGUGUCGCAGGCACGGUCUUACAUCUCUUUAUACACAGUAUAAGAAUGAUAUAG
Molecule: messenger RNA, 378 nt
Organism: Symbiodinium sp. CCMP2592
Lineage: Eukaryota; Dinophyceae; Suessiales; Symbiodiniaceae
Source: the annotation of a GenBank genome assembly